UCAGCUGAUCAUUCAUCUUGCUAAUUGUUAAUAUAUUUUUACCAUUUUUUUUUUUUGCUUUAUAAAUUUAUUUUUAUUCUUUACCUUGAUUUUCAUUUGAUAAUUUGCCACAGGGGAUGAAUUAUUAAUCAAUUUUUAAUCAAUUAAACCAUUGGAGUCAAUAGUUAAUUUCAAUCUUUCUUUUGCUUGUGAAUCUUUUUCUCUCGUUUUUUAUUUAUUUAUUAUCAACAUUUCUUAUUGGAUUAAAUUGUUUUUAUGUGUCUUUCUUGGAUUAACUGUGAUUGGAAAAGUUUUUCAAUAGAUUAUAAUAUUUAUUAUCUUUGGAUUAAUACCUGUGCUUGUUUAUCUUAAACCAAGUGAAACAAAAAGUGAAACAUAUCAACAACAUUUCAAAUUAAUUGCAAUCAAACUAAUUAACUUGCUUAUUUGUUAAUUUGCUCGUUAUCACCACCAUCAUCAUAUACGAUUGAUUAAGUUAAUUGAUUGAAAUUAGAAAAGGAAGAAGAAGAAAAAAACAUAAACAAAUAGUGAGAGAGAGAGAAAGUGAAACUCGGUGGGAAUAAGUUACUAUCUCAAGGGAAUGAGACACUGAUUAAAGAGAGAGAGAGAGAGAGAGAGAGAGAGAGAGAGAGAGAGAGAUAAGAUAAAGAAAGAGAAAAAGAAAGAAAAAAAAUAUGAUAGUGAGAGAGGAACUUCGAUAUCGCCGAGGAACUGCCGUAGGCCCUUUUAUCCCGAAUCAUAAUUUACUAAAAAUACCUUUGGGUCGACCACGUAAGGCAAGUUUGCCGAUAAUUGCACCGUUGCGGUUGAUUGAUAAUAAUUUAUCAUCAUCAUCAACAACUCUAACAACAUCAUCAACUGCAUUACUGGAUUUACCUUUAUCAGGUAUCCCAUCAUCAACCACAACAGGUAGUGCAUCAGUAGUAACACCAUCAUCAUUUUUAUUAUCAUUACCAUCAUCAUCAUCAUUAGCAACAAGUAAUUCAACAGGCAACAAUAAUUAUUCCUCUUAUUAUGAUCGUACCUUUGGUUUAAAUUGUUAUUCAAGUGUCACUGAUGAUGAUUCAGAUUCUUCACCUGAUACAAUAUUGAUUGAAUCGGGUAAAAGGUUAAGUGCCGUUGGUCUUGCGUUUGGUCAACAUUUACAAACGAUGGCUCUUAAAUUGUCCACCAACAAUCAGGAUAUUGUGAAUAAAACUCGUAUUCUUUGUGCAAGAUAUGUGAGAACGAAAUUGGCCAAAAAGGGUUUACUCGAGAAACACUCUAAGCAAUUGAAUCGACUUCGAUCAAUGAGCAAUAUUGACUUUGAUCCACUUUUGGUUGACCUAAUGGAAGCGAUAAGUGACCUAAUCGAUGAGAUGGAUCGAAGAUCAUCAGGUCUUUUUGACUCUGCCAUUAAUCGAUCGGGUUCCAAUGUGUCCAUAUUAUCAACUUCGGGUCGAGCAUCAAUGGCAUUAACUAUUAUUUUCGAUGAAAUUUUUCGAGACUCAAUUAGUUGGCCUAAAAUCGCGGCCAUGUUUGGUGUAACCGGUGCACUUGCCGUUGAUUGUGCUUCCAAAGGUAAACAAGAUUAUCUGACCAGUUUGGUUGACACUGUGGGUAAAUACACUGAGGGUAAAGUGUCUCGGUGGAUUCAUAGUCAAGGUGGUUGGUCAAGUUUAAUUUAUUGUUACAAUAAAGGAUCAUCAUGGACUCGACCUCUUCAAUAUUUGGGUUUAAUUGCUGCUUUUUUCACUCUAAUUGUGAGCAUCAUUUGGUUUAGAUUUUAAAUUAUUUUAAAAUUAUCUCUUCCGUCUUGAUAACUCAAUUUAA
This is a messenger RNA of Panonychus citri (citrus red mite), 1812 nucleotides long. RefSeq lists its product as uncharacterized. The record is from RefSeq and is a predicted model, not a curated record. Gene Ontology annotation, molecular function: protein heterodimerization activity; protein homodimerization activity. The transcript has 2 exons. Gene Ontology annotation, biological process: extrinsic apoptotic signaling pathway in absence of ligand; regulation of apoptotic process; intrinsic apoptotic signaling pathway in response to DNA damage. Lineage: Eukaryota; Metazoa; Arthropoda; Arachnida; Trombidiformes; Tetranychidae. The coding region runs from base 675 to 1769 and encodes 364 amino acids. Gene Ontology annotation, cellular component: mitochondrial outer membrane.